UUUUGUUCUUCUCGUGGUUCCAGUGGGGAGAGAAGGAGGAAGCAGGGAGCGGGGCGGUUGGGGGGGGACCCGCCGCGGCUGCUGCCACCGCCGCCACCGCCGCCACCACCGCCCCUGUGCUCGUGGCGUGGGAAAGGAGGUGUGAGUCCCGGGCGCGAGCCGGCGGCGGCGGCGCCGCUGCGGGAGGGUCGGCGGUGGGAAGGCGAUGGCGGAUAUAGAUAAACUCAACAUCGACAGCAUCAUCCAACGGCUGCUGGAAGUGAGAGGGUCCAAGCCCGGUAAGAAUGUCCAGCUGCAGGAGAAUGAAAUCCGAGGACUGUGCUUAAAGUCCCGAGAGAUCUUUCUCAGUCAGCCUAUCCUACUAGAACUUGAAGCACCACUCAAAAUAUGUGGUGAUAUCCAUGGGCAAUACUAUGAUUUGCUUCGACUUUUCGAGUACGGUGGUUUCCCACCAGAAAGCAACUACCUGUUUCUUGGGGACUAUGUGGACAGGGGGAAGCAGUCACUGGAGACUAUCUGCCUCUUACUGGCUUACAAAAUCAAAUAUCCCGAGAAUUUUUUUCUUCUCAGAGGAAACCAUGAAUGUGCCAGCAUCAAUAGAAUUUAUGGAUUUUAUGAUGAAUGUAAAAGAAGAUAUAACAUUAAACUAUGGAAAACUUUCACAGACUGCUUUAACUGUUUACCGAUAGCAGCCAUCGUGGAUGAGAAGAUAUUCUGCUGUCAUGGAGGUUUAUCACCAGAUCUUCAAUCUAUGGAGCAGAUUCGGCGAAUUAUGCGACCAACUGAUGUACCAGAUCAAGGUCUUCUUUGUGAUCUUUUGUGGUCUGACCCCGAUAAAGAUGUCUUAGGCUGGGGUGAAAAUGACAGAGGAGUGUCCUUCACAUUUGGUGCAGAAGUGGUUGCAAAAUUUCUCCAUAAGCAUGAUUUGGAUCUUAUAUGUAGAGCCCACCAGGUGGUUGAAGAUGGAUAUGAAUUUUUUGCAAAGAGGCAGUUGGUCACUCUGUUUUCUGCACCCAAUUAUUGUGGAGAGUUUGACAAUGCAGGUGCCAUGAUGAGUGUGGACGAAACUCUAAUGUGUUCUUUUCAGAUUUUAAAACCUGCAGAGAAAAAGAAGCCGAAUGCCACGAGACCUGUAACACCUCCAAGGGUCUGUUUUCCAAAGAUGGAUUAUAAUACGGAUGCUCAUGUUUGUGGAGUUCUAACCGGGAUGAAGAAAGAUGAGCAGUAAUUGAUUAUGUCAAAGGCAGAUUUCAUGUGCUAUUAAUCUGUGCCCUGGACGUUAUCAUUUGUGUCACUUGUAGGAUUUCAAAAUUCUGUAGUUAUAAAAUUGGGCUACUCUACUCAGGUGAUAGAGCAUGGAGUGUGGUGGCUUGCUUAAAUUCUUUCAGAAAGAACACAUAGCUCCAGGUAAGUAGGAAACAAAAUCAGUCUUUGUUUUAGGACAUGAGAUCUUAGGAGAGGCUCAUAAUUUGAAACUAGUAUGUGACAAUAGAACUUGAGGCCUUGCCUUAUAAAUCCCAGUCUGCCCUAACCUUACUUUCUCAUUUGUUACUUCUCUUCAUGUGCAUCUGAAUCACAUCUGCCUUUGUUCCUUUCUUAAAUGUGUGAUUUGAGUGAGUGACUUAAAUGCUGAGCCACAGUGUCUCUUAUAAACCAGGGAGUGUACCUGCCUCAUUGUGAAUCUUGAAUGAAAUGAUGUGAUAUGCUCAGAGUGAUGCUUGACUCAUAAUAGUAUCAUUCACUAUUUGUUGCUUUAUAAUUAAUCUCAGUUGUUUCAUAUGGUUGAAAACUCGGCUGGCCGGGUUCUAAAUAGCACCUGCCUAUUACAUAUAGGCCUAUAAUGACCUGAUACUAAGCCGUGGACAGCCAAGCAACUGUGAGCACUGACUGCACAUUAAACACCUGUAUUUUCAGCAAAUACAAAAGAAACAACCAGGAAACAUGAAGUUGUUGCAAUUAUUAGUGUAAUAUUUUAAAUUCUAGUUUUACGUAUUCUUGAUCUGAAGAUGACCGCACCAGUAUACCACCAUUCAGAAGGGUGACAGCUAUGCUAUGUAGCUAAAUAGUCUAUAUAAUACAGUUGAAACCCAUCGUUUGAAAUCACUGGUUUGUGCCUACUUAACUAGGCCUGCCCGUGUCUAGCUGCAGUGAACAGCACAGAUGCUGACAUGGCAUACUUCACAAGUCACGGAGACAUAAAUGGAAUGUGGGACAUGGGAAUGAGGAACAAACGAUUGAGUGUUGAGUCAUGAAGAAAGCACAGAAUUCAGACUGACGGAAGGGAAGAGCUACCACCUGAGUUUUCCUCUGGGACCAUGAUGAGAGGCUGAAAGGAAACUGCUGGGAAGUGAAGAGAAAAUAAUAGCUGGCAAACGGAGGCAGAAUGGGCAAGAGCUCUUUCCAAAGAGUGGGUUAAAAGGUUUGAAGUUCUGGGGCGCCUGGGUGGCUCAGUCGUUAGGCAUCUGCCUUCGGCCCAGGUCGUGAUCCCAGGGUCCUGGGAUCGAGCCCUGCAUCGGGCUCCCUGCUGCAUGGGGAGCCUGCUUCUCCCUCUCCCACUCCCCCUGCUUGUGUUCCCGCUCUCGCUGUGUCUCUCUGUCAAAUAAAUAAAUAAAAUCUUAAAAAAAAAAAAAAAAAAGGUUUGAAGUUCUAUAUGCUCAUUUCCCCACCUCCUACGAAAAGACAGACCCAAAGCUCAUUCAGCCUUGCAAACCAGCCAGCUGGAAUCUGCGGAGAUCAUGAUUCGCUUCUUUCAGCUCUGUAAAUCAGAUGUACACAUCAGCCUAGAGCAGAAGAAUAGGACACCCCAACCCCAGGCUUUGCUUUCUUCACGUGUAAGAUAGAAAACCAGAAUACUGAGGGAUUGUGAAGAUUGAAAACCCAAAAAAGUGCCUAAUACUUGGCUUACACAUAAUGAGCAUUGAGUAAGCAUCUGUAAGACACCAAAGAAUGUUUCUAAGAUUUACAUCAAUGGAGAAAAAAAAAGGAACUUACUUGGGAAAACUUGUCCAGACAUAGGCAAAAACCAGUUUUCAUU
This is a messenger RNA of Mirounga angustirostris (Northern elephant seal), 3034 nucleotides long. RefSeq names its product protein phosphatase 1 catalytic subunit gamma (gene PPP1CC). Gene Ontology annotation, molecular function: protein serine/threonine phosphatase activity. Bases 206 to 1228 code for a protein of 340 amino acids. The transcript has 9 exons. The record is from RefSeq and is a predicted model, not a curated record. Gene Ontology annotation, cellular component: nucleus; cytoplasm. Lineage: Eukaryota; Metazoa; Chordata; Mammalia; Carnivora; Phocidae.